Phragmites australis (common reed) is the source of this 1583-nucleotide messenger RNA. Its product is annotated as transcription factor MYBS3-like. Lineage: Eukaryota; Viridiplantae; Streptophyta; Magnoliopsida; Poales; Poaceae. The record is from RefSeq and is a predicted model, not a curated record. The transcript is spliced from 6 exons. Gene Ontology annotation, molecular function: DNA binding. Gene Ontology annotation, biological process: response to gibberellin; response to auxin; response to ethylene. The coding region runs from base 21 to 1067 and encodes 348 amino acids.
GGUGAGAGAAAACCUGUCCGAUGAAUUACCAAUUGUCUCCAUUCGUCCCUCCUACACCCCACCGCCCCACUCGCCGGAGCUCGACCGCCUCGAUGCCUCACGAUUCGCGCCCAGCUGGGAUGCGCCUCUUCGGCGUCACCAUCGCGCCGGCGCCCCCGCCGGCGCUGGAGGUGGAUCCGGCUGACCGGCGUUCGAGCCCGAACCCGCCGUUGGCGGCGAGGGAGACCGUGAUGCGCAAGUGUAAGAGCAUGGGAAACCUCGCCGCCGCCGGCUCAGGAGAUGGUGGCGGCGCCGGCGACGGGUACCUCUCCGAUGGCGGGUUGAUGCAGUCGUCCGGGAAGCGGCGGAGAGCGCAGGAGAGGAAGAAAGCUGUUCCUUGGACUGAAGAAGAGCAUAGGACAUUUCUUGCUGGUCUUGAAAAGCUAGGGAAGGGAGACUGGAGGGGUAUAGCAAAAAAAUUUGUUACUACAAGAACACCUACCCAAGUGGCAAGCCAUGCUCAGAAAUUUUUUCUCAGACAAACUAAUCCAAACAAGAAGAAGCGCAGAGCUAGUCUUUUUGAUAUGAUGCCAGGAGAGCUGUCAGAAGCACCAAAUUGCCCCAUCUUACCACCAUCAAUGGCAAAAGUACAUGAUGUGGUAGCUAUGACGAAACUACUCCAGAACAGCAACUUGGAAGGAGUCUCAUCUUCAAACGCCUAUAUGGCACCUCAAGUUGGAAGAGAUCUUUCCCCAGUUCCAUCUUUUAAGGCAACAAAUAUGGAUUCAAGUUUCAGAAAAUUGAACCACAUGGAGCGCUUCUGGAAAAUGCCCUUCCCGUUCAGACCAAUUCCAAGAUCCCCUGAAGGGACGUCUUCAUCAACUCCUGCCACUGCCAAUAUAGCUGCUCCAGCAUCUCAAGCAUUCUUGAGCCUGCAAAGUGAUUCUUCAUCAUCGCCUCCUCCAAAGGCAGAUCCUCCAACAGAGAAGAAGGAUUUGGAACUAACUGUUGCCCCACCCUUCCAACAAACCAUGACCAAUAUUUCUUCCCAGAAUGCGUUCAUGUGCAUGCAUGGUUCUCUGCAUUAGGUCCAGGAAGAAGGUAGAGCAAAUCAUCAAUGGAGAUUGUGACUGAAAAAAGAGUGCAAUACAGAAUGUUGCCGAGCCGUAGCUCUUUUCCUGAACCUCAUGGUUGGUACUUGAACAGCUUGCUGUCUGACUGUUGUAACUGAACGUUUUGGUUUAGAUUCCUUUUGUGAAUGAGAGGUGUACUUGAGGUUUCUGAAGGAACAAUUCUUGUUGCCUGUUGCAGAAGUGAGAACUAUGAACAAGGGAAAUACUUCUUCGGCCAAAAAAAAAGGAAAGGAAAGGAAAGAAAGGGAAAUACUUGACCAAAUGCAAGACUGAACAUCUUGAUCUGGAUCAUCCGUUUUGUGUUUCAAUGGAGGACCAAAAGCCUUGGACCAACCUUGGAUAAUAAUCUGACGCUUGGGUAGACGUCAGCACAAGAUUCUUAUGCCCCAUUUUUGGAAUAUCACAUUCUUGCAAAAUUCUUCGGAAAUUUUCUGCUUUCCACUGGAUAUGAAAUCCUCGCAAAAUUCUUGA